CUUCAAUUUCUUUUUGUCCUGCAUGAACCGAGUUCAAGUUGUCGCAUUCACACCUCGUGCUGUCUCCCUUUUAUAGUAACUGAUUGAACCUACUGGAUCUACUUUCUGCAUUGAUAGCUUUUAUCUUCGCUGGAUCAGCAUACUCCCGAUACACUCCCGCCAAUAUGCCACCCCCCUCCUGGCAGAGGCAUGAAGUUGAACCGCCCGAGCACAUCACCUCCGAGGCCGUUCGGGGGUUUCUUACGGGUGCAUUCCGAUUCGGCUCCGUCUCAAUCAUCGCACACAUGAUCAUGAUUCUCCCACAUCCCUUCAAAUUCUCCCCCGCAUCGUCCGCUCCAGUCCCCUCGCAACCUCCCAACUCCCCGCGCCCGAAACAGUCGCCAUUCUCCAAAGAGUACAUCCGUUCUCGACUGUUCCAUCGUCCGCUGGAGGGCUUCUCUGACUGGCUGUCUCCGGCCUCUCGCGUCUAUCGCGGACUGACGCCGCAAUUCAAAGUCUUCCUGCAAAUCGGAGCCAUGACGCUCGGUGGAUAUAUCUGGGCCGAGAAACGGGUGGAUGAGUACAUCAAGUUCGUGCGCAAGGUGAAACGGGCGGAGAAGCUUCAGGCCGAGAGAGCUGCCAAGGGUCUCGACUAGGUUGGUAUGUCCUCGUCAACUAUACCCGGGGCGAGGCGGACUGCGCCGGAUCCAUUUGCAGCGACCAGCGACCGCGACCGCGACAGUAGCCAGAACGAAGAUAGAAUCGACCACCUAGACUGACUUUCCCACCUACAGCAUAGCCACUCUUCGGCAAUCUCCAUCCAUGCUCCACUAUAUCGCAACUUCCGUGUUUGAAGGGUUCUCGCGAAACGCACUUCCCCCCAACCUGGAACACGCUACCAAAGCCAGCGCCGGGAUCGCUCAGCCACCAA
This is a messenger RNA of Aspergillus japonicus CBS 114.51, 910 nucleotides long. RefSeq lists its product as uncharacterized. The coding region runs from base 165 to 635 and encodes 156 amino acids. The record is from RefSeq and is a predicted model, not a curated record. Lineage: Eukaryota; Fungi; Ascomycota; Eurotiomycetes; Eurotiales; Aspergillaceae. The transcript has 2 exons.